This is a messenger RNA of Trichomycterus rosablanca, 1392 nucleotides long. Its product is annotated as aquaporin-1-like. NCBI's taxonomy places the organism in Eukaryota, Metazoa, Chordata, Actinopteri, Siluriformes, Trichomycteridae. Gene Ontology annotation, biological process: renal water transport; carbon dioxide transmembrane transport; hyperosmotic response. Gene Ontology annotation, molecular function: ammonium channel activity; water channel activity; glycerol transmembrane transporter activity. Gene Ontology annotation, cellular component: membrane. The transcript has 4 exons. Bases 78 to 863 code for a protein of 261 amino acids. The record is from RefSeq and is a predicted model, not a curated record.
CACAUACACACACACACUCGUACACUAGGACCCACACCCACUCACCCACUGGUGCCCUCUUACACCCAGCAUUAGACAUGACGGAGCUGAAGAGCAAGGCUUUCUGGAGGGCCGUGCUGGCCGAGCUGGUGGGCAUGACCCUCUUCAUCUUCCUCAGCAUCGCCGCCGCCAUCGGGAACAAGAACAACACCAAUCCAGACCAGGAGGUGAAGGUCUCGCUGGCCUUCGGGCUGGCCAUCGCCACGCUGGCCCAGAGCCUCGGCCACAUCAGCGGCGCCCACCUCAACCCGGCCGUCACCUUGGGCAUGAUGGUCAGCUGCCAGAUCAGCAUGGUCCGAGCCGUCUUCUACAUCUUCGCCCAGAUGCUGGGCGCCUCGAUGGCCAGCGGCAUCGUCUACGGCGUCCGUCCCAACAACAACACGACUCUCGGUGUCAACUCGUUGAACAACAUCAGCACCACUCAGGGUAUCGCCGUGGAGCUGGUGGCCACGUUCCAGUUGGUGCUGUGUGUGUUGGCGGCUACAGAUAAGCGUCGCCGUGACGUCGCCGGGUCGGUUCCUCUGGCCAUCGGCCUCUCUGUAGCACUGGGACACCUCACUGCCAUCAGUUUUACAGGAUGUGGUAUAAACCCCGCCCGCUCCUUCGGUCCGGCACUCAUCAUGAAUAAAUUUACUAACCACUGGGUGUACUGGGUCGGGCCGAUGUGUGGGGGCGUGGCCGCCGCUCUCAUCUACGACUUCCUGCUUUACCCUAAGAAGGACGAUUUCUCUGACCGCAUGCGAGUGCUGAUCUCCGGGCCGCCGAGCGACUACGACGUGAACGGACGAGACGACGUCCCGGCUGUGGAGAUGUCGUCCAAAUGAUGACCUCCCGUCCGGUCGUACCGGCUGUGAACGUCCAGUAGUAGUGAGGAACAUCAGCUGGACUUCCCAGUAGACCAGGCUCCAGAUCCCACUAGGACUUUAGAACCUUCAGAUCACUGGUCAGAACCAACUGAUCCACAAAAAAUACAUUCAACACAUCCCCCUGACUUCCCAUUGGCUGCCUGCGUCCUGAGGCUCUUCUCUCAUUGGUGGAGACUAAUCAGCUGACGAUUUCACUGAGAUCAAGUCCAGUUGGAGGACUCACUACUGCUCCGGCUGUAUUUUACUCCAUUAAUGCCUUAAACUCCUGUAAAUAUCGUUUCUUUAUACAUAUCAAAAACUACAUUUAUUUUUCCUGCCUUCACUGUUCCGUCACGAGCACUGAAGUUUCUUAUUUCUACUAGUGACGUUUAUAUCUCUUUGAUCUUUCGGUCACUAUCUGACCAUUUUAAAUAGGUCUGUGUUCCGUGUAAAUGAUUAUAACGUUUGUUUGUUUUGUAUUUGAGUAAAUAAAAAGCUGUCCACAUUU